UGGGCAUCCUGACUGACCAUCACCUCUCUGUCAACGACUCGGCGGGAUAAGAUCGACGUGGCUGAAUGUAGUGCUAUCAUUCUUCAAAAGGUCAGAUACUUUUCCCUCUUCCUCCGCAACAACCUCGACAGACAGACAGUCUUGCUCUGCUCCAAGCCCAGCACGCCAGCCAGCACCUGCCUGUUUGCCUAGUUCAAAAACCCUGCUCCACGCUGCUCGACUUUUCCCUCUGCCGGCCACGUGAAUCGAGCCAGCUGCGUGGCUUUGGGCCAACCAUAUCGCCGCCUUCUCAUUCUCUGUCAUCUGACCCGCAGCACGACCACAACAUCGCCAUCCUCGACCUACACUUGCUCGCAUCGACGCGUCAGCAUGGCGCCCUCAACCAUUCCUCUGCUGGUGGGUGGAAUGCUAGCGACGGGCAUCAGCAACAGCAUCUUCAGCAAGUAUCAGGACAUGCAGUGUGUGGAGCACUGCGCACCCGGCGAUGAUCAUCCCAGGGUCGACUUUAGUCAACCAGUCUGGCAGACAUCACAGAUGUUCUUAGGAGAGUGUCUGUGCUUGCUACCUCCCUUGUUCAUGGCUCUAUACGCUUGGGUGCAGAGCAAGCGAGAGGCUCCCUUGUUCAAGGGCGGUCAGGGCACAUCUGCCUACGAGCCGCUGUCGGACGAUCCGUACGCAGUCAAUGCCUUGCUCGACGACCCGCAGUCCGACGACUCGGCGUUCAACGCGUACGCUGGUGCGAGCGGGAUCAAUCGUGGCGCAGAGGCAGGCUCUUCCGCUUUCAGCUUCCUGAUGCCGAGCCACUGGUUGGGCGAACAAGGAAGCUCUUCGGCCUUUUCUCGCCUCGUGCCUGCCUUCUGGCCAGUAUGGAAGGCCCCGCCUAAGCCCGCUUCCGCUUUGCAUUGCGGCACCGCAUCUCUGCCAGGUAUCGGCGCAUCGUAUGUACCGCGAAGGAGCGCGCCGAUGCAUCGACCUAGUCCUCUUGGCCAACCUCCUACAGGAUCUAACAAUGCUUGGGAUGAGAGAAUACCUGCUAACGCCUCUGCGGAGGCUACAGGUCUCGAAGAUGUCGCCGAAGGGGAUGUGGAAGCGGAUCUCGAAGAAGCGGAAGCAGACGCGGACGCGGAUGCUGACGAUGCAGACAAUGGCGCACUAAAGGGCAGGGCCAUCUUUCUCUUCGUCUUGCCAGCCGCUUGCGAUAUUUGCGGCACUACACUGAUGAACGUUGGGCUUCUCUUCACACCAGUGUCCAUCUAUCAAAUGACGCGUGGAGCCCUCGUGCUCUGGGUUGGUGUCUUCAGCGUCAUCUUUCUGCAGCGUCACCUCUUCCUGUUCCAGUGGCUAAGCCUGCUGACCGUCAUGCUUGGCGUAUGCAUCGUCGGUAUCAGCGGUACUUUGCUAAGCCCUGGCGGUAGCGGCGGAAUAGAGAGCCUGUACUCCAACAUGGUCGGAGCCACACACGCUGGCGCAGGCGCGGUGCGGAGAUCGUUCGAGAACACCAUCGCGCGACGCAGCGUAUUGGCAGCAUCGCGUGGAAGCGAAGCGGAGGGUGCUGGUGCUGGUCACUCCGAAGAGACUCUUCAAGCGUUCCUGGGGGUGCUGUUAAUCUUGUUUGCCCAGCUUUUCACUGCUGGCCAAUUCGUCCUCGAAGAGAAGAUCAUGGGCAGGUAUAGCGUUGAACCUCUUCUUGCGGUCGGCUACGAAGGCCUCUUUGGCUUCACCAUGACGCUCUCCGCGCAGGUUCUGCUUCACUAUUUCUAUGGCCGUACACCACGCGGCCAAGGCGGCUACUUUGACAUGGUCACGGGCUGGCAGCAGAUGAUCAGCAACAAUGCGGUGCUAUGGAGCAGUUUGGCCAUCUGUCUCAGCAUCGCACUCUUCAACUUUUUCGGCCUCAGCGUGACGAGAAGCGUCAGCGCUACCGCUAGGAGCACAAUUGACACCUGCAGGACUCUAGGCAUCUGGGCCGUCAGUCUGGUACUGGGAUGGGAAGUCUUUAGGCCUCUCAGCGGAUCUUUGCAACUGCUCGGUUUUGCGCUCUUGUGCGCCGCCACGCUACUCUUCAAUGGGGUCAUCUCUGUGCGCUUCUUGCCGCGCUGGCUCAGACCUUCGCGAGGGCCUGCAAUGGCGCGCCUGCGUGACGCUUCACGAUCAAGGUCGCAAAGUCGCGCCUCGGCGGCAACGGCUGCAGCUGCGGACAGUAGAGAUCUAAGAAGGUCUGCCACUCAGAAUAACGCCGCUGUCGCUGUUGCCUCGGCCGCUUCAGAGUCCGCAGAGGAGAACGCUCCGAGAGGCAGACAGGCAACAUAGUAGAGCGCGCACACAUAGUACACGGCCUUGCAAUGCAAUAGAUCUUCAUCAAGUUUGCGGUGGA
Messenger RNA from Ceraceosorus guamensis, 2374 nucleotides. RefSeq lists its product as hypothetical. The record is from RefSeq and is a predicted model, not a curated record. Gene Ontology annotation, cellular component: intracellular membrane-bounded organelle; membrane. Lineage: Eukaryota; Fungi; Basidiomycota; Exobasidiomycetes; Ceraceosorales; Ceraceosoraceae. The coding region runs from base 370 to 2310 and encodes 646 amino acids. The transcript has 5 exons.